Anneissia japonica is the source of this 1256-nucleotide messenger RNA. Its product is annotated as E3 ubiquitin-protein ligase TRAIP-like. Bases 126 to 1241 code for a protein of 371 amino acids. The transcript is spliced from 9 exons. The record is from RefSeq and is a predicted model, not a curated record. NCBI's taxonomy places the organism in Eukaryota, Metazoa, Echinodermata, Crinoidea, Comatulida, Comatulidae.
AGGCCUAUGCGAUUUGAUCACGUCCUGAUUAACCUGAAUUUUCCGUUUUGUACCUUGUUAGUAAAACUUAUCUCUGAAAAUAAAAGUGUUCUGUGCCAGCCUACAGUACAAAUGAUCAGUGCAUUAUGAUAAAGGCUACUUGUGUUAUUUGUCAGGAGUUCUUCCAGACAGAUCACUCAAUUUAUUCAACACCAUGUGGACAUGUCUUUCAUGAAGUUUGCUUACUAAAAUGGAUACAAACAUCACCAACGUGUCCUCACUGUCGACAUGCAGCUCGACUGAAGAAUGUUGUUCGCCUUUUCUUUGAAACAGACAAUGAAGAUGAUGAUGGUUUAGACCCAACAAAAUUAAAGAAUGAGCUGGAUAGUAUGAGUGCAGAGCUGGCUGGUUUUAACAAAUUGAAGGCUGAUCUAGUAACAGAAAAAGAAAAGUUAAAUAGCAAAUUGAAGAAAUUAAAUUCUGAACACAAAUCAAUGAGUAAAGAAUUGCAGAGUGAAUUGUCAACGAAUCAAGCCCUAAGGAAACAAUUAAAGUACUUAAGUAUUCAAGGAGAUGAAGCUAAAGAAGCAAAGAAAACUGCAAAAGUGCUUCAUGAAAAGCUGAGCCAUUAUGAAAGGCUUCAAAAGGUUUUGACUGCAAAUUCAGAGGCUGUUUCAGAAAUGUUGGAAGAACAAGGUGACAACUCAAAGGCUUGUAGAGACUUGGCAACAUACUGUGUCUCACUCAAAAGAGAAUUUGAAAAUGCAAAGAUGAACAAAUCCCGCCUGAGAGACGAACUGGCAGCAACAAAGAAAGAGUUAUCAUCAAAAACAAAACAGCUAAAUGAUUACAAGAUACAAACGGGAAACAAUGUGAAACAAAUCAAGGCAUUGGAAGAGGAGGUUAGCUCUCUGGAGAAAGACAAAGAAAAUUUAAAACAGAAGCUGGAAAUUUUACAAAGAUCUGUCAAGUCACCAAGUGGAGCUAAGGGAGUGAUAUCAAGAUUACUCUUUGAAAGCCCAGCACCAUUUAACUUGAAAGCUCCUAAGCUUCAAGACCCUGAAGAUUGGGGUAGUGAUACCAGCCUGGAUAUCAGCUCACAUCCCGGAAAUCCUGUUACACCAGAUAUUGUUAAGCCUAGUCCUAAUGCUGCUACUCAUCGGGAGUGUAAAGAGUUUGGCAUUCCAUUUAUUAAAACCACAUCAAUGGCAAAUAAGGUAAAAUAUUUUUUUUUAUAUAGUUGUGCCUCAUUUCAGAUUUAAUUCUAAAAUUCUAAU